AUGUCUGAUGAUCUUUCAAAGAGGAGAGGCAAGAGUUCCGGUGAGAAAAGGGCCAAGAAAAAGGUCAAACGUAAAGAGACGUACGCCAUGUACAUCUACAAAGUUUUGAAACAGGUUCAUCCCGACACGGGAAUUUCCAGCCGAGCCAUGAGCAUCAUGAAUUCGUUCGUCAACGACCUGUUCGAGAGAAUCGCCACCGAGGCGUCGCGUUUGGCUCAGUACAACAAACGCGCCACCAUCACCAGCCGCGAAGUGCAGACCGCCGUCCGGCUGCUGCUGCCCGGCGAGCUGGCCAAGCACGCCGUGUCCGAGGGCACCAAGGCGGUCACAAAGUACACCAGUUCCAAAUGA
Molecule: messenger RNA, 351 nt
Organism: Syngnathus typhle (broad-nosed pipefish)
Lineage: Eukaryota; Metazoa; Chordata; Actinopteri; Syngnathiformes; Syngnathidae
Gene: h2bk1
Exons: 2
Coding region: 1-351 (116 amino acids)
Cellular component (GO): nucleosome
Molecular function (GO): protein heterodimerization activity; structural constituent of chromatin; DNA binding
Source: RefSeq, a predicted model, not a curated record